AUGAAGAAUCAAGUAAUCCCCAUAUUUGAUGGAGAGAAGUACGACUUCUGGAGCAUCAAGAUGACAACCAUUCUCAAGACCAUGAAGUUAUGGUCUGUGGUUGAAGAAGGCGUAGCAUCCCCACCAGCACAAGUGGAAGAGACCCCUGAAACGGCAAGGGAAAGAUCGCUUAGAGAAGAUGCGAUGAUGAACGAUACAUUGGCGUUGCAAAUUUUGGAAACUACUGUAUCGGAUCAUAUCUUCUCACAGAUUGCAGCAGUAUCAACAUCCAAAGAGGCGUGGGAUGCAUUGAAGGAAGAAUAUGAAGGCUCUCCUCAAGUUCAUUUGAUUAAGCUUCAAACGUUGCGAAUGGAGUAUGAAAAUCUGAAGAUGUAUGAAAAUGAAGACAUUAAGGUCUUCACGGAUAAGAUAGUUGAAUUGGCUCAUGAAGCAAGGCUGGCUGCAAGAGAGGAAAGCACCAGUGAAGGAGCAUUCGAUGCUCGUGUUAAGCACGAAAAUUCUGGUGUUACAUCAGACAACUCAAAGCGCCGAGGAGGCAAAAAGUGGUGUGGUUACUGCAAGAAGAAUAAUCAUACCGAGAGCGAGUGUCGGAAGAAACAGAAGAAGGAUGACCCAAAGAAGGAUCACCAAAGUAACAAGGAGUGUUACAAUUGUGGCAAGUUAGGCCAUUUUGCAAAUCAGUGCUACUCAAAGAAGAAAGAGAAGGCACAUGUGAGUCUCGAAGAAGACUCGAAUGAAGAUCACAUGUUAUUCAGUGCAAGCGAAGCAGCAACAACAGUGAUGGAAGAUGUUUGGUUAGUAGACAGUGGAGCAACUAAUCAUAUGACAAAGGAGGAGAAUUAG
Brassica napus (rape) is the source of this 843-nucleotide messenger RNA. RefSeq lists its product as uncharacterized. The record is from RefSeq and is a predicted model, not a curated record. The coding region runs from base 1 to 843 and encodes 280 amino acids. Lineage: Eukaryota; Viridiplantae; Streptophyta; Magnoliopsida; Brassicales; Brassicaceae. The transcript is spliced from 2 exons. Gene Ontology annotation, molecular function: zinc ion binding; nucleic acid binding.